Tarenaya hassleriana is the source of this 681-nucleotide messenger RNA. Its product is annotated as 60S ribosomal protein L27-3-like. The transcript has a single exon. Gene Ontology annotation, biological process: translation. The record is from RefSeq and is a predicted model, not a curated record. Lineage: Eukaryota; Viridiplantae; Streptophyta; Magnoliopsida; Brassicales; Cleomaceae. Gene Ontology annotation, cellular component: ribosome; cytosolic large ribosomal subunit. Gene Ontology annotation, molecular function: structural constituent of ribosome. The coding region runs from base 59 to 466 and encodes 135 amino acids.
CCUUAGGGUUUUUGUGGCCACAGAGACGAAUCGGACGGAGAGAGAGAAAGGGGGGAAAAUGGUUAAGUUUCUGAAGCAGAACAAGGCCGUGAUCCUCCUUCAAGGUCGGUACGCCGGCAAGAAGGCGGUGAUCAUCCGGUCCUUCGAUGACGGCAACCGAGAGAAGCCGUACGGUCACUGCCUCGUCGCCGGAAUCAAGAAGUACCCCGCAAAGGUGAUCCGCAAGGACUCGGCGAAGAAGACGGCAAAGAAAUCUAGGGUUAAGUGCUUCGUCAAGCUCGUGAACUACCAGCACCUGAUGCCGACUCGUUACACCCUCGAUGUGGAUCUGAAGGACGUCGUGACCCUCGACGCGCUCCAGUCCAAGGACAAGAAGGUGACUGCUCUCAAGGAGACCAAGGCCAGGUUCGAGGAGCGUUUCAAGACCGGGAAGAACAGGUGGUUCUUCACCAAGCUCAGGUUCUGAAUAAAAAAUGAUGGGUGUUUUGCCUUUUUCGGAAUCGAAUUGAGCUUGGGUUUAUUUGGUAUCCCUGUUUUGUUUGGUGAAGACCUUUACAGUUUUGAAUUUUCUUCUGGAUUUGUCUCUACUUAAUGCAUUUUGAUGUUCUUCAUCCAUCGUUUCAUCUGACUCCAUUGGUAGCUGAAUUGGCAUGUUGGUAAAAGCCCUAUUUUAUUUGGGAA